Molecule: messenger RNA, 372 nt
Organism: Adineta steineri
Lineage: Eukaryota; Metazoa; Rotifera; Eurotatoria; Adinetida; Adinetidae
Source: the annotation of a GenBank genome assembly
AUGAAUUCUUAUGAAAACUUACUAACAUGGAUUCUUCUCAUUUCAACAGUUACUUUCAGUAGAACAAGUAGUUGUCUUCCUGGAGUUAUUGGUACUUGUGGAUGUUGUGAUUCAACAAGAACAACAUGUAUUGAAAUACCAUACAAUAUUUUACCAUUUGUUACUCCAAACUAUAUGUGUAUUUCAAAUGAAAUAAUAAAAACUUUCUCAUUUACUCUUUGUAAUUGUACAUUAAAAGAUCCAGCUCUUUGCUUAUGUUUCAAUCGUACACAAUCGUUUCCAAUCUAUGAACAAUGUGAUUCAUAUACAGAAUGUGCCAUUGCUGAUAUUCAUGUCAAAGCGAAACAUGAAAUUUACAGUAAAAUUUUGUAG